GGUUCAAAUUGAUAAGUAGGAUUUGUGUUAAAAGAGGUUUCAUCGACGAUAUGAUUCAGAUAUGAGUAAUACAAUCAAUAGGGAAGCCUCGAAGAGUUCGGAUACCUCGAAACGACGAGAUCCUGUGACUCGUACAUCCGUUAAUAAUUCAGAUAAAAAAUCUUUAUUCUCCGUAAUGAGACAGAAGAUUAGAUCGAAGCUGCCCACCUUUCAUAAUCCUUUGAAGCGUUUUAUGAAAUCGAAGAGUGAGAGGGAAUCCGAUUCCGAAGUGGAGAACGUGAAUCACUGUGAAAUUCGUCCGCGUACUCUUGAGAAAAUCGACGAACUUACGAAUGUUAGCAGUGCAUCCACGCUGAACGAACAAGAUACGGAAAAGAGCAAUACCUCGGGUUAUCGGUUCGAGCAUCAUUCUGUGGAUGCUGCAAGGACGCGCGAAUCUUACCAAGACCUCGCCAGUUAUUUCUCCGAAGUCGACCCCGAUGAACCCUCGACCUCCGCUACGAACACUAUCGUCCUCUCCGCGAGUACCUUCGAUCGUGAUCUCGAGAGAACGGAGCCGAGCGAAAAUCUACAGAGUACGAUAAUGACGUCGACAACUUCCACAUCGUUCGGAAGCGAGAUAACUGAUACUGUCUCGAAUUCCAUGAACACCGAGGAAGUGUCGGAUGCGGAUUUCACGAACGUGUUGCAACGUAGUACCAUUGUCGCGGUGGCUCCAAUGGGACUGACGUUUUCUACACAAUUAGGGAAUGAAAUCGUCAACAUGUCCGAGACGACAGAGUCAAGAACGCGGGAUCAAAGAAUAGGUCGGGACGAUGUACGAGAAUUUUACAACAAUACUUUACGCAUGGUGAUUCGCAAGCCGAUGUGUCCGCAAAACGACGAGCCCAGUAUAUACUGA
Cyphomyrmex costatus is the source of this 901-nucleotide messenger RNA. RefSeq lists its product as uncharacterized. Bases 62 to 901 code for a protein of 279 amino acids. Lineage: Eukaryota; Metazoa; Arthropoda; Insecta; Hymenoptera; Formicidae. The record is from RefSeq and is a predicted model, not a curated record. The transcript is spliced from 5 exons.